AUGGCGACCCGUAUUCUCGCCCUCCGCCACACUAUGUGUCGGUAUCGUCCAACCUCCUCGUUCGCAGCUAUUCACUUUCCUUCCGCGUACCGACUGCAGCCUUUUAGUAGCAGCGAAAAGUCGACCGGUAGUGAUCCAUCGAGCGACGCGAACAGCCUCGGCCCGGACCAUCCCAUCGCGAUAACGGACGCAGCGGUAGAGGAUAACGGGGAAUCCGUACCCGCGCCCAUUGAUCGAAGCAAAUAUACGGAAGAAAUCCGAGUCCGUAUGCCGGAUAUGGGAAAAGAUAAUGGUAAAGUUUUGCGAUGGUUGAAGAAGGAAGGAGAUGUUGUGAUGCAGGAAGACGUGUUGUGCGACAUUGAAACGCCCGACUUUGUGUUUGGCCUCAAAUUGGACGACGAUUACCUCUCCAUUCUCAGCGAAAUUCUGGUAGAAGCUCCGUCUGGACCAAUCCCAGACAAUGACGUUAUUUGUGUGCUCCUACACAAAGGCAAAGAAAAACAGGAGAAAAAGAGUUCGAACGAGGAGGAGUGA
Phaeodactylum tricornutum CCAP 1055/1 is the source of this 534-nucleotide messenger RNA. RefSeq names its product dihydrolipoamide transferase. The record is from RefSeq and is a predicted model, not a curated record. Bases 1 to 534 code for a protein of 177 amino acids. Lineage: Eukaryota; Bacillariophyta; Bacillariophyceae; Surirellales; Neidiaceae. The transcript has a single exon.